Molecule: messenger RNA, 1491 nt
Organism: Vigna radiata var. radiata (mung bean)
Lineage: Eukaryota; Viridiplantae; Streptophyta; Magnoliopsida; Fabales; Fabaceae
Product: phenolic glucoside malonyltransferase 1
Exons: 2
Coding region: 214-1326 (370 amino acids)
Source: RefSeq, a predicted model, not a curated record
CCCUCUCCCGAGGUGGUGGUGGGAACCAUCAAGAUGAACCGUACAAUUUCAAUUCACGUCUAGAAAUCAACCCAGCUUGCAAAAUUUGUUGGUUUAUGACAGAGUAAUGAUACACAUUUUCACCUCAGUUGCAUCCUCCAUCACCAUUAAACCAAGGCUUCACCUUUGUUUUAUCCAAUCUUGAAAGAAACAUACACUCCAUACUUUCUUCACAUGGCUUCCCAUAACCUCAAAAUCCAUGAACAGUGCACUGUUGCUCCUCCCUCUGCGCCCCAAACAACCCUCCCUUUCCUAUUCUUCGACCUGCUCUGGCUCAGGUUUCAUCCUGUAGAACGCAUCUUCUUCUAUUCCCUCCCUGUAACCCAUUCAAAUCCAUCCAUUUUCUUCACCCAAGUUGUUCCAAAGCUCAAAACGUCACUCUCUCACACCCUCCAACACUUUUCCCCUCUCGCCGGCAACGUCCUGUGGCCCUAUGGUUCUCCAAACCCCGUCAUUCAGUACAACCCAGGCGACGGUGUUUCAGUGGUGCUUGCAGAAUCCGAAGCCGACUUCGACCAUGCGUUGGACAACGCUCCUAAAGACGCAUCAGAGUCACGUUGUUUGCUUCUACCUUUCCCUCCAAGAUUGGAAGAUCAUGUUCGAGGGACAUUCGUGCUCACGGGAGCAGAUUUGGAGAGAUUAAAGAAUAGGGUGAUGUCCAAGUGGGACAGUGUAGACAUAGUUAAAGCAGAAUCAGGCUCAAACUCAACGGUUUCUUCAAAACCAACCAAAUUGUCGACUUUUGUUCUAACUUGCGCUUAUACUUUUGUUUGCAUUGCCAAUGCCUGGAACGGAGUUGAAAAUGAGAAAAAUAAGUUUGGUUGUGGGUUCACCGUGGAUUGCAGGGCCAGGAUGGAGCCUCCAAUUCCUGAAAACUACUUCGGGAACUGUGUAUGGGGCAAUUUGGUGGCUGCUAAGCCAUCGGCAUUUAUAGAGAAAGAAGGGUUUGUUAUUAUUGCGAAAAGUAUUCAUAGUAAAAUAAAAGAGAUAUUAGAUAAGGGUGUUUUUCAUGAAGCAGAUGAUAUUGCUCCUCGAUAUGAAGCUUUGGCAAAACAGGGAGUUGAAGUGUUAGGAACUGCGGGGUCUAACCGUUUUGGAGUUUAUGGGAUUGAUUUUGGUUGGGGAAAGCCUUUAAAAGUGGAGAUAGCAUCGGUGGAUAGAGCCCUAACAAUUGGAUUAGCAGAUAACAGAGAUGAGAAAGUCGGUGUUGAAGUCGGGAUUGUUAUGAAGAGACCAGUGAUGGAACUAUUUGCCACUUUGUUUCGUGGAGGAUUGUCAGAUGAGUGAUUCAACAUGGCAUAUAUGAAUUUGAACAAACUGCUCACAAACUUCCCCCUUUCUUCUUUAUCAGAAAAUCAAAAGUCUUCUUCAUUUGCUACAAAAAUUCUCAUUGAGUUUCACCAUCAUAUAUUUACUUUCUACUAGUUUUUUUAAUUGUCUAACUUAGCUAAA